GAAUAUAACUAUAUUACCAAAAAUGCUACUAUUAAGUUUCACCAUUUGCCUAUUUAUCUUUCUUUUUACAUCUCUCAUUUCACACACAUAUGAGAUCUUAAGUAUAGACACAUACACAAAAAAAAUAAUGGCAAUAGAUAAGUCAGCCAAGAUCUUCGUUGCUGGCCACCGUGGAAUGGUCGGAUCCUCCGUGGUCCGCAAACUCAACCAACUCGGCUUCCACAAUCUCAUCCUCAAAACUCAUUCCGAUCUCGAUCUCACUAACCAAUCAGAUGUCGACACGUUUUUCUCCACUAAUCAACCUGAUUACGUCAUCCUCGCCGCCGCAAAAGUCGGCGGUAUUCACGCAAACAAAACGUACCCAGCUGAUUUCAUAACCUUAAAUCUCCAAAUCCAAACAAACAUCAUCGUUUCAUCAUUUAAAUACAAAGUUAAAAAACUUUUAUUUUUAGGUUCUUCUUGUCUUUACCCUAAAUUUUCACCACAACCAAUUCCCGAAAAUGCCCUUUUAACUGGGCCAUUAGAAGAAACUAAUGAAUGUUAUGCUAUUGCAAAAAUAGCCGGUAUUAAAAUGUGUCAAGCUUAUAGAAUUCAACACAAUUUUGAUGCUAUUUCUGCAAUGCCAACAAAUUUAUUUGGUACAAAUGAUAACUUUCAUCCUGAAAAUUCACAUGUUUUACCUGCUUUAUUACGUAGAUUUCAUGAAGCUAAGAUUAACAAUGUUGAUCAAGUUGUUGUUUGGGGUAGUGGUUCACCAUUAAGGGAGUUUUUACAUGUUGAUGAUUUAGCCGACGCAGUUAUAUUUUUGUUGGAAAAUUAUAGUGAUUUAGAACAUGUUAAUGUUGGGAGUGGAAAUGAAGUUAGUAUUAAAGAAUUAGCUGAAUUGGCUAAAGAAGUUGUGGGGUUUAAAGGGGAGUUAAUUUGGGAUUCGACUAAGCCAGAUGGUACACCAAGAAAGCUUAUGGAUAAUUCAAAGAUUGCUGCAUUGGGUUGGAAACCGAAGAUUUCGCUUCGAGAUGGUCUUGUUGAUACAUAUAAAUGGUAUUUGGAGAACUAUGGCAAGCAGUAGUUCAGGUCUGUUGUUAUUUUUGCUAGAUAUGAGAUUGUUAUUCUUGUUUGUUGAAUGAGUUUAAUAAGCUUGUAGAAAGCUUAGAUGAAUUCUUGAUUAUUUGUUGUACUGAUUUGAGUACUAUUAUGUUAAUUAUAUUUCCAAUGAUCCAAUUUUUAUUCAA
Lycium barbarum (goji berry) is the source of this 1232-nucleotide messenger RNA. RefSeq names its product putative GDP-L-fucose synthase 2. The transcript has a single exon. Bases 23 to 1069 code for a protein of 348 amino acids. Gene Ontology annotation, biological process: nucleotide-sugar biosynthetic process. Gene Ontology annotation, molecular function: GDP-L-fucose synthase activity. Lineage: Eukaryota; Viridiplantae; Streptophyta; Magnoliopsida; Solanales; Solanaceae. The record is from RefSeq and is a predicted model, not a curated record.